AUGGUCAAAUCUAUCUUCCUCUCAGCCUUUGCGCUCCUUGACCUUGCUGCGGCUGCUACCUCUUCCAGCAGUCCCUCUGCCAGCAUUACCUCCAUGGCCAAUGCAUCUCCAUCUCCAACGCUCUCGAUGUUUGUUGCCGAAUCUAGUGCCGCAUUCGAGCUGGACAAUGUCAAUGUAUCACUGGUUGCAAUUAAACAACCUCUGACAACUAUCGCUAUCUGCCUCACGUCGCUCGAGAAAGAUGCUACCUGCAGCUCAGACGUCCAGCAGCUAUAUACCUUGGACGCUAGUAACACUAUCGAAUUUAACACCCAGUCCAGUAUUGAAGGUCUUCAUUACUCCAACCAUGCCGGUUGCACGAUAAAACCCGGACUCGCAACUUGCACCGGAGUAGCCAGUAUUUCUGGCGCUGGAACCUCGACAACAACGACCAUCUCCCAAACUUAUUCUGGAAAGGAUGUGACAUUCAUCCCGGUUACGAUCACGGCUGGAGCUGAGAAGCUGGCCCAGGCCACUGAGAAGCCGACGCACAACGGUGUUCCCAGAAUAACCGGUGUGCCCAACGCGGCCCUUAUUGGCGGUGCUGCCUUUGUGGGUGCUGCAUUCGCCCUCUAG
Arthroderma uncinatum is the source of this 615-nucleotide messenger RNA. RefSeq lists its product as uncharacterized. The record is from RefSeq and is a predicted model, not a curated record. The transcript is spliced from 3 exons. Lineage: Eukaryota; Fungi; Ascomycota; Eurotiomycetes; Onygenales; Arthrodermataceae. The coding region runs from base 1 to 615 and encodes 204 amino acids.